AUGAAGACUUUCAAGCUGUGCAUUCUAGUGAGCUUGGCAGUCACAGCGUACUGCGUGCCAACAGCGCAGGUUACUGUGGAAGAAGAGAAUUUUGCCGAGAGUUAUUUGAAGAAAUUCUUCAACCUAACAGACGAGACAGAUCCAACUAUCGGACGGGAUAUCAACCCAGUGACCUUGAAGCUGGGUGAGAUGCAGAGAUUCUUCGGUCUCCAGAUCACCGGGACCCUGGAUACUGACACCAUUGCGAUGAUGAAGAAGCCCCGCUGUGGCGUUCCCGAUGGCAACAUUGCCCGUUUCUCCACGUUUGGAAGAAACCAAAAGUGGGAGAAGAACAGCCUGACCUACAGGAUAGUGAACUACACACCUGACAUGUCUGUGCCAGAGGUAGAUGACUCCAUUGAGAGGGCACUGCAGGUUUGGGCCAAAAUCACUCCUCUGAGAUUCACAAGGAUCCACAGUGGCACCGCUGACAUCAUGAUCUCCUUCGGACGCCAACAGCAUGGUGAUUAUUACCCCUUUGAUGGUCCUGAUGGGACUCUUGCCCAUGCCUUUGCCCCAGCAUCUGGCAUUGGAGGAGAUGCUCAUUUUGAUGAUGACGAGACCUUCACUUUCCGCUCAAACACCGGCUACGUCCUCUUCAUGGUGGCUGCCCAUGAGUUCGGCCACUCUCUUGGUUUGUCUCACUCUAAUGAUCCUGGUGCUCUCAUGUACCCUGUGUACUCAUACAGAAACCCUGACACCUUCGUUCUGCCCCGGGAUGAUGUCAACGGCAUCCAGUCUCUCUAUGGUCGAAACACUGUUAAGGACCCCUCUGUAGAUGAACCUGAGCCCCCCACCACCCCUGAUGCCUGUGAUUCCUCCAUGGUCUUGGAUGCUGUCGCUACUCUGCGAGGAGAGAUGCUCUUCUUCAAAGACAACAUCUUCUGGCGGAGCUUCUCUCAGAGCAGGACACCCCAGCAAAGUCUCAUCACAAACUUCUGGCCAAAUGCCCCCUCCAACGUCAACGCUGCGUAUGAAAGCCAACACAAAGACAAUGUGUUUCUUUUUAAAGAUCAGAAAGUGUGGGCUUUCAAUGGCUAUGAUCUAGUGAGUGGCUAUCCAAAACCAAUUUCCAGUUUUGGUCUGCCCAAAACUGUGAAGAAAGUCAACGCUGUCCUUUUUGAUGUGGAAUCCCGAAAGACUCUAAUAUUUGUGGGCAGCGAAUACUACAGUUAUGAUGAGGCCAGAGAGACCAUGGAUAAGGGAUUCCCCAAGCAGGUGGAUCAGACCUUCUCCGGCCUGACCAACGAGGUGACUGCAGCUUUCCAGUACAGAGGUUUCACUUACAUCUACAGUGGACCCUACAUGUUUGAGUACAGCCUUAGGACUGGGAGGUUGUUCCGUGUGUUGAGGAACAGCUACUUCCUGCGCUGCACCAACUUCUACCUAUUUAACAGCGGACUCCAGAACCGACACACAGAACACAUUCGACAACGAAGCAUGAGGUCCUGCAGUCUGUACAUCCUACUGAGCCUGGCAGUCACAGUCCAGUGUGUGCCUGUAUCAGUGCAAGAUGAAGGUUAUGCAGAGAGCUAUCUGAAGAAAUUCUUCAACCUAACAGAGGAGACUGGUCCAAGUAUCAGACGGGGCAUCAGCCCGGUGACCUUGAAGCUGGGUGAGAUGCAGAGAUUCUUCGGUCUCCAGAUCACUGGGACCCUGGAUACUGACACCAUUGCGAUGAUGAAGAAGCCCCGCUGUGGCGUUCCCGAUGGCAACAUUGCCCGUUUCUCCACGUUUGGAGGAAACCAAAAGUGGGAGAAGAACAGCCUGACCUAUAGGAUAGUGAACUACACACCUGACAUGUCUGUGCCAGAGGUAGAUGACUCCAUUGAGAGGGCACUGCAGGUUUGGGCCAAAAUCACUCCUCUGAGAUUCACAAGGAUCCACAGUGGCACCGCUGACAUCAUGAUCUCCUUCGGACGCCAACAGCAUGGUGAUUAUUACCCCUUUGAUGGUCCAGAUGGGACUCUUGCCCAUGCCUUUGCCCCAGCAUCUGGCAUUGGAGGAGAUGCUCAUUUUGAUGAUGACGAGACCUUCACUUUCCGCUCAAACAGAGGCUACGUCCUCUUCAUGGUGGCUGCCCAUGAGUUCGGCCACUCUCUGGGUUUGUCUCACUCCGAUGAUCCUGGUGCUCUCAUGUACCCUGUGUACUCAUACAGAAACCCUGACACCUUCGUUCUGCCCCGGGAUGAUGUCAACGGCAUCCAGUCUCUCUAUGGUCGAAACACUGUUAAGGACCCCUCUGUAGAUGAACCUGAGCCCCCCACCACCCCUGAUGCCUGUGAUUCCUCCAUGGUCUUGGAUGCUGUCACCACUCUGCGGGGAGAGAUGCUUUUCUUCAAAGACAAUGUCGUAUGGCGGAGCUUCCCCCAGAGCACGACACCCCAGCAAAGUCUCAUCACAAACUUCUGGCCCAAUGCCCCCUCCAACAUCCAAGCUGCGUAUGAAAGCCGACGCUCAGACAAGAUCUUUCUUUUUAAAGGACGUAAAGUGUGGGCCUUCAGUGGAUACGACCGUGUUCGUGGCUAUCCUAAAAAACUUACCACCUUUGGUCUGCCAAGAAGUGUGAGGAAAAUCGAUGCAGCCCUCAAUGACGUGAAAUCUGGCAAGAUUCUGUUCAUUGUGGGCAGCGAAUACUACAGUUAUGAUGAGGCCAGAAAGUCCAUGGACAACGGAUUCCCAAAGCGAGUGGAUCAGACCUUCUCCGGCCUGACCAGCAAGGUGACUGCAGCUUUCCAGUACAGAGGUGAGCAGUAUUCAAAACUGACAUUAAAAAUCAGAACUUUGCAGUUUUCCCGAAAAAUAAGGAAGAAUCCAUUAUCAAUCUUUUCAGCUUUUAAAAGAAAAGUGACAUCCGGGAUAUUCAUGAGAAUCUCUUAAACAUGCAGAUGUAGGUACCGUUUGACAGAGCCAGUCUUGCUGUUUUCCUUCUGACCUGCCUUUAUGCUAAGCUAACCAUCUCCUGGAUCCAGUCUCCUAUGUAAUGGGCAAACAUGAGAGUGGUAUCAAUCUUAUCAUCUAAUUCUGGGCAGAGAAGGGUUUCAGCCA
Molecule: messenger RNA, 3087 nt
Organism: Pseudoliparis swirei
Lineage: Eukaryota; Metazoa; Chordata; Actinopteri; Perciformes; Liparidae
Gene: mmp13a.1
Product: matrix metallopeptidase 13a
Biological process (GO): proteolysis; extracellular matrix organization; collagen catabolic process
Cellular component (GO): extracellular matrix
Molecular function (GO): metalloendopeptidase activity; zinc ion binding
Source: RefSeq, a predicted model, not a curated record